Messenger RNA from Plectropomus leopardus (leopard coralgrouper), 2420 nucleotides. Its product is annotated as peptidase inhibitor 15-A. The record is from RefSeq and is a predicted model, not a curated record. Lineage: Eukaryota; Metazoa; Chordata; Actinopteri; Perciformes; Serranidae. Gene Ontology annotation, cellular component: extracellular region.
CGCAAAAACUGCUCACUUGCAGCCCUCCCUCCCUCCAACCCAUUACUGAGGCUUUGGAGGUGACACAGCCUUGGCAACGCAGGCACAAGGCACCGCUGCGCGAGAAAAGGUAGGACCAAAGACUGUAUGGAGGAAUGUCACCGGCAUUUCUGUCCAGAAUUGCAGAUCACUCCAAGACGAGGGAUAUUCUUCUUUCAGUUUCCUAAAAAGCAAACAUGAAACGUCAGUUAUUUGCCAUAGACUUCGUACUUUUGUGCAUAUCUUGCGGAGCAAGUGCACUGGCCACGACUAUUGCUCCUGUCUCCCUGCCAGCCGCCAAUUUCACCAAUCUUGGCGCAGCGCACAGCUAUGGAACAGACACCACGUCUAAAACCAGGAGGAAGCGUUAUAUUAGUCAGAACGACAUGCUGGCGAUUCUUGACUACCAUAACAAAGUAAGAGGGAAGGUGUUUCCACCAGCAUCCAACAUGGAAUACAUGGUGUGGGACGACACCCUAGCUAAGACGGCUGAGGACUGGGCUCAUGCCUGCCUGUGGGAGCACGGGCCACCUCACCUCCUCAGGUUCCUGGGUCAAAACCUCUCUGUCAGGACAGGACGCUAUCGAUCCAUUUUGCAGCUGGUGAAGCCAUGGUAUGAUGAGGUCAAAGAUUACUCCUUCCCAUACCCCCGAGACUGCAACCCCCGAUGCCCUCUUAGAUGUUACGGACCCAUGUGCACCCAUUAUACACAGAUGGUGUGGGCAACAUCCAACAAAGUAGGGUGUGCUGUUCACACGUGCCAUAACAUGAACGUAUGGGGCUCGGUGUGGAAACGGGCGACGUAUUUAGUUUGCAACUACUCCCCCAAGGGCAAUUGGAUCGGAGAGGCUCCCUACAAAGUAGGCGUGCCCUGCUCUGCCUGCCCACCCAGCUAUGGGGGCUCUUGCAGCAACAACAUGUGUUUCCCCGCUCUCAAGACAAACUACCUGCACUGGUUCAAAUAAACACAGGUUUCCUCUCGAUAUAAGCUGACAACCUACAGUACCACAGAGACAUUAUUUUAAUCCCGUAAGGAUUUGCACAACAGUCGUGGACCACACUAUUUUGUAUAUAUGGGCUUAUUUAAAGACACAAACACACAUCUGAUGGCAGCAGACGAUUUUGAUGACUUGUAAAUAAAUUGUAAAUUAAUUUGUUACAUUUGAAAUGAUGAAGUGUAAUUUAUGUGUAGAAUGGGUCCUUAAACACAGUCUAUACUGUAUGUGGUGCUGCAUAUUUCACUUGUUACCACUGACAAUGUGGUAAUUAAGGGCAUAACAGGAUCAUAGCUGCUCAUACCUGCUCACUUUGGUGCUAUGGGCAUCACACCUUCAUGUUGUGUGCUCUGCCUUCACAGGAAUGCUGUGAUAUACAGAUCAAAGCUUUUGACCUCAGAGGGCAAAACCUACACCGGCAGUGUCAGCUUUGUAGCUGCUAUAGGUACAACACACUACAGACUCAAAGUCUAUUGCAAUUUCCAUUUGUGCCUUGCAAAAGUGCUCUUACUUCAAACUGAAAAUUUACAACAGAGGGAAUAUACAUUAUUUAGAUCGGGUCUUUAUUUGUUGUUGCCUCUGUUGUCAAAAGCCCUAUUUGUUACAGCAUUCAUACAGUGAAUCUGCAGUUUUAAUCUGCACUGAUUAAGUUGUUUCAUCACACAAGUUUCAUACUCUCACAGGUUAUUUAUGCUAACAAAAGCACAUUCAAUAAAUCUGACCCACGUAUCUGUUUUAUAAUCAUAUUUGUAUAUUAUAUACCAAUAUAUUGAUAUUGGACAAAUCUAUUGUUUAUAUUUUGUUAUGAUCACUGAUGUAGUUUUCGGAGUUAGGCACUUGAGUGCACCUUAAUUGUUUUCUAAAUUUCCAAAAUACAAGGAAAUUAUUAUUUUUUUGUACAUGUAGAUAAUCAUUAUAUUCUGACUAUCCUAAAACAAGUACUAUACUGUAAGUUAUUCAUUUUUAUAUGGGAAAAAUAUUUAAUUGAUAUUCAUUUUUUAUUGUUUUGUAAAAGGAUUGUAAAUAUGUCUGAGCGAUUAAAAAGUACUGAAUAUGGUUCAUUUGCAUGUCAACUUUUAUAAUGUUGAAGGAAAUUGACCAUAAUGUUAAGUUACUUGGUACAUUUCUAUGAACUAAGCACUAGGGUAAUAUUGGCAAGCAAAUGCCUCAACACUUAACUUUUAACUGCAUUAGAUUUUUUUUCCCCCAAAUAGGGACAGUUCAGCAACACAACAACGACAAAAAAUGUUGCCAUUGACGCAAACUUUAGUGGUAAACUAUGCAUGAAAAUAGGAACAUUUUCCGCACUGACUGUUUUUGAAAUUGACAUUAACAACAAGCUAUUUGUGCAAUGAACUGCGCUUUUCCUGUUGCAUUUUGUAUUUGUAAUAAAAUGCUCUAUUUUGA